AUGGCCCCAGUUGGAUUGCCUCCAGGUUUCAGGUUCCAUCCGACUGAUGAAGAACUUGUCAACUAUUAUCUCAAAAGGAAAAUUCAUGGCCUAGAGAUUGAACUGGACAUCAUUCCAGAAGUUGAUCUUUACAAAUGUGAACCUUGGGAAUUGGCAGAGAAAUCCUUUUUGCCCAGCAGAGAUCCAGAGUGGUAUUUUUUUGGACCAAGGGACAGGAAGUACCCCAAUGGAUUCAGAACAAAUAGAGCAACCAGAGCAGGAUAUUGGAAGUCCACCGGGAAAGAUCGGAGGGUGAGUUGCCAAAAUCGACCGAUUGGAAUGAAAAAGACUUUGGUAUACUAUCGAGGUCGAGCUCCCCAGGGAAUCAGGACAGAUUGGGUGAUGCACGAGUAUCGUCUUGAUGAUAAGGAGUGCGAGGAGACUUCUGGGAUUCAGGAUUCAUAUGCGUUAUGUCGAGUUUUCAAGAAAAAUGGAGUGUGCACCGAAAUAGAAGAGCAAGGGCAAUGUAGCGUAUCGUUGCUCGACUAUCCUCAGGGAGUCACGACCGAGUGUGAAACAAUGUCACCAGAUGUCCCCUUAGCUUCGUCGUCCGCGAAUUGUAUGGAAGAAGAAGAUAAAGACGAGUCGUGGAUGCAGUUCAUUACAGAUGAUGUAUGGUGUUCAUCCAGUGCACCUUUUGGUGGCGAAGAGAUGUCUCAACUGGCAUUUACAAACUGA
This is a messenger RNA of Fraxinus pennsylvanica, 717 nucleotides long. The record is from the annotation of a GenBank genome assembly. Lineage: Eukaryota; Viridiplantae; Streptophyta; Magnoliopsida; Lamiales; Oleaceae.